AUGUCAAAGUCACUAGAGAAUGUCCCGGCCAAGAAUACACCGUAUUUCACUCCAGCGCAGGAGCCGCCCGCCGGCAGUGCUUUGAACCCAGAGACGGCGCCGACAUUGUUCCAGCCUCUCAAGAUUCGGGGUCUUACACUGCACAACCGCUUCGUUGUGUCGCCCAUGUGCCAGUACAGUGCCGAGGAUGGGCACCACACGGAUUGGCACUUUGCUCAUUUGUCACAAUAUGUUAUACGAGGGACCGCAUUGACAAUUGUUGAGGCUUCUGGAGUAACACCUAAUGGCCGCAUCACUCCGGAGGAUGCAGGAAUCUGGAAGGACAGUCACAUCGAGCCUUUCAAGAGGUUCAACACUUUUGCGCACUCCCAGGGUCAAAAAACGGGUAUCCAGCUAUCUCAUGCCGGACGGAAGGCAAGCACUGUUGCCCCAUGGAUUGCGCCGAGACACGGCGGAGGCAGUUUAGUAGCACCGCCUGAGCAGAACGGAUGGCCGGACAAUAUCUGGGCCCCCAGUGCCAUCAAGUUCGCUGAAGAGUUCCCUGACCCGAAGGAAAUGACCAAAGACGACAUCAAAACACUAGUGCUUGCCUUCAAAGACGCUGCCGUGCGAGCUAUUAAGGCUGGGUUUGAUGUCAUCGAAAUCCACGGCGCUCAUGGAUAUUUGAUCAGCGAAUUUUUGUCGCCGCUGUCUAACAAGCGCACUGAUGAGUAUGGAGGAAGCUUUGAGAACCGAACGCGUUUGUUGUUCGAUAUCAUUGAGGCAAUCAGGAGCGUGAUCCCUGAGUCAACGCCCCUCUUCCUGCGUAUCUCUGCCACGGAAUGGAUGGAAUGGAACAACGAGCCUAGCUGGACUCUCGAGGACAGUAUCAGACUUGCAAAGCUCCUUCCUUCCGCUGGCAUCGAUUUGCUAGACGUCAGCUCGGGCGGCAACAAUGCGCAACAGAAGAUCCAGAUUAAUCCUUAUUACCAAGUUAACCUCGCCGGCCAGAUCAGAGAUGAACUUAAGAAGGAAGGGCUCGACCUCUUCAUCGGUGCUGUGGGCAUGAUUACUGAAGCGGAGAUGGCUCGGUCUAUCGUUGAACAGGAGGGUGGUCAAAAAACGCAAGCUGACCUGGUUCUCAUAGCUCGCCAGCAUUUGCGGGAGCCUGAGUUCCCGCUACGCGUGGCUCAUCAGCUGGGCGUUGAGGUCAAAUGGCCGAUCCAAUACCACCGUGCUGAGUGGAAGAAGGGUCAAAAAAUAUGA
Truncatella angustata is the source of this 1245-nucleotide messenger RNA. RefSeq lists its product as uncharacterized. The record is from RefSeq and is a predicted model, not a curated record. Bases 1 to 1245 code for a protein of 414 amino acids. Gene Ontology annotation, cellular component: intracellular anatomical structure. Lineage: Eukaryota; Fungi; Ascomycota; Sordariomycetes; Amphisphaeriales; Sporocadaceae. The transcript has 3 exons. Gene Ontology annotation, molecular function: FMN binding; NADPH dehydrogenase activity; NADP binding.